This is a messenger RNA of Miscanthus lutarioriparius, 618 nucleotides long. The record is from the annotation of a GenBank genome assembly. Lineage: Eukaryota; Viridiplantae; Streptophyta; Magnoliopsida; Poales; Poaceae.
AUGGCUCGUGGUAAGGUUCAGAUGAGGAGGAUAGAAAACCCGGUGCACCGGCAGGUCACCUUCUGCAAGCGGCGAAUGGGCCUGCUGAAGAAAGCUAAGGAGUUAUCUGUUCUAUGUGAUGCUGAUAUCGGUGUCAUCGUGAUCUCCCCUCAUGGCAAGAUUUAUGACUUAGCCACCAAUGGGAGCAUGCAAGGUUUGAUCGAGAGGUACAGGAGAACCUAUUCAGAAAUGCAUGGUGAAAGUAGCAACCACAACAAAACUCAGAUAAUAAAACAAGAGGUGUUAGCGUUAACACAUGAAAUUGAUUUGCUUCAAAAGGGAUUCAGGUACAUGCAUAGAGAGAAUGGAGAGAAUGAUAUAAACCACAUGAAUCUUGACGAGCUCCAAACCCUUGAAAAUAAUCUUGAAAUGUGGGUAAAUAACAUUCGCUCCCAGAAGAUGCAGAUCAUCUCUAGGGAGUUUGAGAUGCUCAGGAACAAGGAAGCCAUGCUGCAGGCCGUCAAUGGCGUGCUUGAGGAAAGGAUAAUUGAGCAGAAUGGGAUUCUAAAUUUCAGCAACAUGGCGAUGACACCGCAAGCACCGUUCCAGCUAACCAUGGAGAGAAACUACUAUUUGUAG